GCCUCCCGCGUAGCUGAGAGGUACGACAUCAAGGGAUGUGAGGUGAGCCGCUGGGUGGAGCCGGCCCCCGAGGGCAGCCCCCUCGUCCUGGUGCUGAAGGACCUCAACUUUCAGGGCAAGAUCAUCUGCCUGGGACCCCAGCGGCGCUGGUUCCUCCGCCAGAUGGAACUGGAUACCACCUUCCUCCGGGAUCUCAAUGUGCUGGAUUACAGCCUCCUGAUGGCCUUCCAGCAUCUCCACGAGGAUGAGAAGGGCCCGGGCAGCAGCCUCCUCUUCCGCGUGGCCAGGUCUGUGCAAGGGGCGCAGAGCCCAGAGGAGCCAGAAGCCCAGAAUCGCCGGCUGCUGCCGGACACCCCCAAUGCCCUACACAUCGUGGAUGGGCCGGAGCAGCGCUAUUUUGUGGGCCUGGUUGAUCUCGCCACGGUCUAUGGCCUCCGCAAGCGGCUGGAGCACCUGUGGAAGACACUGCGCUACCCUGGCCGGACCUUCUCCACUGUCAGCCCGGCUCACUAUGCCCGUCGCCUCUGCCAGUGGGUGGAGGCACACACUGAGUGACCGUGCCUGGCCCCACUCCUCCCAUAUGGACUGUGGGCACCUUCCAGGAAAGCUGGGUCCCGGAAGUUCCUGGCAGCUGCCUGAGGUUCCCCGAGCUGACCACCAGAGGGCAGCAUCCACCAACUAAUACCAUACCUGCGGUCUUCCACGCUCACCACCAGAGGGUAGCAUCCUCUAAUACAUACCUGUAGUCUUCCUGCUGACCACCAGAGGGCAGCAUCCACUUAAACUAUACCUGCGGUCCUUCCACUGACCACCAGAGGGCAACAUCCUCAAAUACGUAUCUGCAGUCCUCCCGCUGACCACCAGAGGGCAGCAUCCUCAUACAUAUACCAGAGGGCAGCAUCUCCUAAUACCAUAGCUGCAGUCCUCCUGCUGACCACCAGAGGGCAGCAUCCCCUAAUAUCAACCUGCGGCCUCCCUGCUGACCAUCGGAGGGCAGCAUCCUCUAAUACAUAGCUGUAGUCCUCCCGCUGACCACCAAAGGGCAGCACCCGCGAAUACAUAUCUGCAGUCCUCCCGCUGACCACCAGAAGGCAGUAUCCAAUACCAUACUUGCGGUCUUCCCACUGACCACCAGACGGCAGCAUCCUAUACCAGAGGACAGUAUCCACUAGCACCACACCUGCGGUCCUCCCGCUGACCACCAGAGGGCAGCAUCCCCUAACUAAUACCAUACCUGCGGUCCUCCUGCUGACCACCAGAAGGCAGCACCCCCCAAUACCAUACCUGCAGUCUUCCCACUGACCACCAGACGGCAGCAUCCUCUAAUACAUAUCUGCAGUCCUCCCGCUAACCACCAGAGGGCAGUAUCCUCAUACAGAUACCAGAGGGCAGCAUCCCCUAAUACCAUAGCUGCGGUCCUCCUGCUGACCACCAGAGGGCAGCAUCCCCUAAUAUCAUACCUGCGGUCUCCCUGCUGACCAUCGGAGGGCAACAUCCUCUAAUACAUAGCUGCAGCCCUCCCGCUGACCGCCAGAAGGCAGUAGCCAAUGCCACACCUGCGGUCUUCCCACUGACCACCAGACGGCAGCAUCCUAUACCAGAGGACAGCAUCCACUAGCACCACACCUGCGGUCCUCCCGCUGACCACCAGAGGGCAGCAUCCCCUAACUAAUACCAUACCUGCGGUCCUCCUGCUGACCACCAGAAGGCAGCACCCCCCAAUACCAUACCUGCAGUCUUCCCACUGACCACCAGACGGCAGCAUCCUCUAAUACAUAUCUGCAGUCCUCCCGCUAACCACCAGAGGGCAGUAUCCUCAUACAGAUACCAGAGGGCAGCAUCCCCUAAUACCAUAGCUGCGGUCCUCCUGCUGACCACCAGAGGGCAGCAUCCCCUAAUAUCAUACCUGCGGUCUCCCUGCUGACCAUCGGAGGGCAACAUCCUCUAAUACAUAGCUGCAGCCCUCCCGCUGACCGCCAGAAGGCAGUAGCCAAUGCCACACCUGCGGUCUUCCCACUGACCACCAGACGGCAGCAUCCUAUACCAGAGGACAGCAUCCACUAGCACCACACCUGCGGUCCUCCCGCUGACCACCAGAGGGCAGCAUCCCCUAACUAAUACCAUACCUACGGUCUUCCUGCUGCCCACCAGAAGGCAACCGCUUCUAAACGUAGCUGCAGUCCUCCCGCUGACCACCAGAGGGCAGCAUCCCCCAACUAACACCGCAUGCCUGCAGCCCUGUUUGCUGGCAGUGGUGUGCCCAGCAGCGGGCCGAGGACCCUGCUGCUAUACGGCUCCUCCAAUCCUCAAAACAUGCUAGUAUUCCCUUUUGGUGGACCGUGAAACGGGGGCUUGGGGCGGAGGGCUGUCAAGGUCUUUAGCGGCACUUGGCCGUGCCCUUUGCACUUCAGAGUGUGUUCUUGACCCCCAACUCCUGUAGCCUCAUGCUCGGGGGAAGGGGCAGGCGGGACGCUCCCCCACGCGUGUCCAGGUGGGGAGGCUGAGGCCCAGAGCCCCCAAGGGCCUACGCGUGGGUAAGUGGCAGGCUCAGCCCCAAGGACCCAGGCCUCCAGAUCCUGCUGGCCUCCCUCUGGGAUGGCCUCCUUGCUCCAGGGAUGGAGGGGGGAGAAGCUGGGGUCGUGGGGGCUUCCUGGAGCUCUGGGAGGCGUUCUCUGGGGCCCGUGUUGCCCUCAAGUGAGCACUGCCCUCCUCUGGAAGUCGCUUUCUCAGCUGCGGAAUGGGUGUGCGCAUCAGCGGUCCGGCCACGGGCCUGGCUGCACGGACAUCUCCAGGGGCUGCAGAGCCCCGAUCGCCCUCCUCACGCCUCCGGGAAACCCCAGCCUGGCCUCUGACCCCAGUUCGGUCCACCCGUGCCCAAUGGGCCUCUCCUCCAGAGCUGCUCUCGGGCCUGGCUGUGUGACCCGGGGAAGGCGCUGACCCUCUCUGUGCCUCGUCAGUCUACUUUUUGACCUUUGUUCCCGCUACACGGGUCGAGCCUGACAAGCGCAAAGGCUGCAAACGACCUCGCCAUCUCAUUAAAUAUGUCCUGAGCACCUAC
Carlito syrichta (Philippine tarsier) is the source of this 3058-nucleotide messenger RNA. RefSeq names its product phosphatidylinositol-4-phosphate 5-kinase like 1 (gene PIP5KL1). The record is from RefSeq and is a predicted model, not a curated record. Gene Ontology annotation, molecular function: phosphatidylinositol kinase activity. Lineage: Eukaryota; Metazoa; Chordata; Mammalia; Primates; Tarsiidae. Gene Ontology annotation, biological process: phosphatidylinositol metabolic process. The transcript is spliced from 4 exons. The annotation marks the transcript as partial.